UAACAUAUAUUUAAUACCAACUGUUUCCUUACAGAAAAUCUUUUUAUAUGUACAGUUUCCCAUGCAAUAAGAUUUUGGUGGACACUGCUCGCUGCUUCCUCAAUCACUGCUGCCCAUGGAUGUGUCCAAUCCCCCCUCUAGGAAUGGAAUGCGCUGCUCCGGGGAAGGAUAUAAAUAGGACACCCCUCUUCCCGCGCUGGCCAGUUGGCGGCAAGUUCUGUCUGUUUUUAAAGGUUUUUUGUUUUUUUUAGGAGUUAAGAAAAAUGUCUGCAUCUGGAAGUCUCCGUGAAGAGGAUCCGCAAACAUGCCAAGGUUAUGUGUUACCUGAGGGGAGAAUAGUCCCUAACACCAUUUUUAUUGGAGGAGUUGACACAAGGAUGGAUGAAUUUGAGAUAAAGGAAUUCUUUUCAAAAUAUGGAGCUGUUAAGGAAGUGAAAAUAAUUACGGACCGCACUGGUGUAUCGAAGGGGUAUGGUUUUGUCUCUUUUUAUGACGAUGUUGAUGUACAGAAGAUAGUAGAUUCGCAGAUCAGCUUUCACGGAAAGAGACUGAAGCUUGGACCUGCUAUACGGAAGUAUAGUUCAUGCACCUAUAUACAGCCAAGACAUGUGGUUAUCCGCAGUCCUGCUCCUCAGUAUCCAAACAUGUGGAACCCUCCUCUGUCUGAUCCAUAUGUUCAAAAUGCACCAGUUUUGAGCCCAAUGACCCAGUAUAUGCAGACUUGUCCUUACCCAAGCUCAACACCAGUCGUGUAUCACCAAAUUCCGUAUGGGUGUCACCAACCAGGAUAUUACCAGGUACCACAACAGUGGCCACAUGGUGAUCAGAGGAGCUUUGUCUGUCCUCAGACUUUAACAUGGAACGGUUUUAACGAUACAGAAAUGGCUAGCAAUGAGUUUGUGCCUCCAGAGGCCUACAACCAAGAGCAAAAUGUAUCUCCUGUUUCGACAAGUCCACGCAAGAAAGUGGAUAGAAGCAUUCAGACCAUUUUGUCAUGUCUUCUCAAUGGAGAUGGAAGGCUUCAAAGAUCCAUUGUUUCACAGGAUGAUUACUUUAAGGAGAGAAGAGUGCAUCAGUUUAGAAGGAGCAGACCUGUUUUUAAGCCAAACAUUGACAAAAGUGAAGUUUAAGAUGCAAGCCGCCGAUGUUUAUAGUCUGUUAAGUAUGUAUGUUAAAGGGUUACUAUCAUUUCAUUGAAGCAAAUGACAUGUCAGCCUCCUGACCACCCCACUAUUCAAAAUGAUGGGGUAGAAGUGCUUGGGUGUACAACUUUUUCUUAUUGUCUGUCAGGGAAGAGCUGAUUAAAAGCGAAUGGGCACAUCACUUCUUCCUUAUAGAAGUUGAUUUAGGUCUGAGCACCUGGACCCUAACAAACCCAAAACCAGUCUAGUAAUAUGCCAGAAGUUUGGAAUUGAUAGUGACCCUUCUUUUUUCCUUGUUGCACUGUUUUUAUUUAUUUGCACAUAUUGUAAGAGUCCACAGUACAGGAGAGAGAAGUCUACCUUGCUCUGUACAUGUUAGUUUGCUGUUAGCACUCUUUGUUAAAGAACAUUUAGCACUUAGAAUUGUUGUCACAUGUUAGAGUCCACUCCACUACUGAUGUCACUAUAGUGUGUGAAAAAUAGUUUUAUAUUGAUUGUCACUUUGUUUAACUUUAAAGCUGUGUGGCACUGUCUCCUGUUUUGCUGGUAACACAUGGGUUAUUUAUGAUUGCACAGUUUGUGCUCACUUUUACCACUUUGUGAUAGUUUGGAAGGAUGUGUGAUUUAUUUCCCCCCCAAAUCCGUUUUGAAAAACGGUUUUUCUUUUUUUGCACUAUAAUGUCACGCACGACCCCAUAGUAAGACACUAUGAACAGUAAUAUAGAUUGUAUUUUUCUCUUUUAAAUUUCUUCACAAAUUUAGUGUUUUAAAUGGAUUUUAUGAACAUGAAAACUGUAAAUAAUAUUCCCAUUGUAAUCUGUGAGUAACUAGAAAAUUGUUAAAUGUUUUUCACCUCAAGGGAAGUUUAAAGUUGAUGUCCUAGAUUAAACAGGUCUACUUUUUCAUCGAAACUAUCACCCUUAUCCAGUAGCUGGGUUUCAUAUUGCAGCUUAUCCCCAUUCAUAGAUUUGACUUGCAAUACCAUACAGAGACCCUUUUUUCUUCCUAUCAGGGACAUCCCAAUUUCAUAAUUCUUUCCAAUUAUGUGUACCUAUAUUUAAACUGUUGAAAAUAAAAAAAAAUCACUUGUCCAUAGCAACUAAUCACAGCAUAGUUUUUUUUAUAAAGAGCAGAUAAUGGCAUUAAAUAUGUUAUUCAGCUAUUAAAAACAUAUCCAAAGCAUAGGACAUUAGUGUCUGAUUAUGGUGGGUCUGAUCUCUGGGAACCCUGUGAUCUCCAGAAUAGGGCCAGCUUCCUCCCACUGAGCACGCCGGCCUUCACCUUUCGAGACAAGCUUGUCUCAGCAUUGACGGCUGCUCAGUCAUUCACCAGCUGUGUCCCGCCUCAGUGAUUGGCUGAGUGGGAAGUCACUCCUGAGACCAGUACAUCUUGGAAGGUGGGGCCCAGAGGGCUCAGCGGGAAGAGUGGGCCUUGUUUUGAAGAUCGCAGGGGUAGUAAAGGUCAGACCCCUCGCGAUCAGACACUAAUCCCCUACACAGUUUUAAAAAGCUGGAUAACCCCUAAUGCCACAGUUAUUGUAAAUGGAAAUUGAGUCCCUCUUUUUGUUGUGUGUAUUGCACAGCGUGAAAGUUUUUGCAACUAGUUUUUACAAUAACUAUCAUGAAAGAUCAUUUUAAAUGGAUGAAGGGGCAGCACAAAAUUGCAUUUUUUUUUACCCACUGUUUUCUUAAAGUAGGAGUUGGUCCCACGGUGAUAUAACCUGUUUUCUUUUGCUUUGUAACAGAUUUUGUAUUUUAAGGCUAAAACAUUAAAAUGGGAUUGUUAACAAAACUUAAGAUUUUUGUAGUAUUGGAGUGAGUUUAUAAUAAAAUCUGCACAUAUAACCAGUGAAGGAAGUUUCUGCAGUGUGAUAGU
Hyla sarda is the source of this 3017-nucleotide messenger RNA. RefSeq names its product deleted in azoospermia like (gene DAZL). Lineage: Eukaryota; Metazoa; Chordata; Amphibia; Anura; Hylidae. The transcript is spliced from 11 exons. The coding region runs from base 264 to 1130 and encodes 288 amino acids. Gene Ontology annotation, molecular function: mRNA 3'-UTR binding. The record is from RefSeq and is a predicted model, not a curated record.